Linum tenue is the source of this 1256-nucleotide messenger RNA. NCBI's taxonomy places the organism in Eukaryota, Viridiplantae, Streptophyta, Magnoliopsida, Malpighiales, Linaceae. The record is from the annotation of a GenBank genome assembly.
AUCUCCUAGGGUUUUUAUCCCUCUUCCUCUUGUUCUUCUCUGUUCAAGCUCUCUCGCUACUCUCUUAUUAAAAAAAAAAAAAAAUGAGGUCAUUUCUUCAAACGAUGAUACGAGUAAUCUGAACAAUACUUCUUUCAUGAAAGUGUUCAAUUCUUUUCUGGUUCUUCUGUCCGUUCUGGUUUUUGAACAUCCGGAUUGAAGCGAUGUUCAUCCUGGAGAGAGGGAGGUUCUUCUGUUCCGGCAGAGAUGAGGUCUUCGGCAAUCAGGCCAAAUCUCGCGCUAUAUACGAACUCGGUCAUAUUCUCUCCCCUGCGCUUGCUAUUUUGCUGUGUCUGGGUGUUUGCUCGAGUGGCGUCGUCGCAUCGGCUACUUCUACGGAGGAAAGGCGAUCGAUCGACCGACUCGUCGCAGCAGCUACUUCAACGGAGGAAAGGCGAUCGAUCGACGGACUCUGCGCAGCAGCUACUUGAUCAGUGAUUUUAUCGAUGUCGGAUCAAGAGAAUGAGGUUCAAAUUGGACCAGUUCUUAAUCUUGUCCUGAAGGCUGAUAUCAGGGCUGAGCUUAAUCAAGCAGCUGCGCCUAUUGUGCGUCUUCCUCCUGAUGAUUGUCUGGUCACUCGUGCUGCUGCAUUUUAUCGUCGACUGCUAUUGCUAAAGCUGAAGUAUCUUGACUUAGUAGUUGUGGAUGAUGAAGGCCAAAUGAACAAAAUUGAAAUUGAGAAUCUUGCUGAUAUUCUGGUUGUUCCUAUGCCAGAGCUUGAUAAUCUCGAAGGAGUCGCAUUGCUAAAUGCUGAGAAAUUUGCUGUAGAGGCUGAGUGUGAAGAGGCUGAUACUUAUCUAAUGCAUCCUGGUCCCCCUAAUGUGGAAUUUAGGGCUGUUACUUCCUAUCAUGUGUACUUGAUGCGAAGAGUUGAUCAAUUGGAAACUGAGAUUAGGUUGAUGGACAUCCCGCUAGGUGGUGGUGCACAAUCAAUUCCUUCGGUGAAUGGCCUGCUGAAUGCUUCCGUUAAUUCUAAUUCUGCUGGAGGUGCUGGAGUUGGUGAUGCUCAGUCUGUUCCUUCCGUGAAUGGCCCUAUAAAUGCCCAUCUUGAAGUUCUUCCAGAUGAAGUUCCUGUUGGUGUUGAGAUACUUAACCAGAAUAUUCAAGCCCAUUCUGCACACUCUGCUGUUUAUGGUCCAGGUAUUUUUGUUGCGCUGACUGUUAUGUUUUGUUCUUUUAUUUGUUUGAUGUUGCAUAGGUUUAUUAUUGAUAAGCUG